This is a messenger RNA of Salpingoeca rosetta, 1115 nucleotides long. RefSeq lists its product as uncharacterized. The transcript is spliced from 12 exons. The record is from RefSeq and is a predicted model, not a curated record. NCBI's taxonomy places the organism in Eukaryota, Choanoflagellata, Craspedida, Salpingoecidae. Gene Ontology annotation, cellular component: TRAPPIII protein complex. Bases 48 to 1115 code for a protein of 355 amino acids.
GACGGAGACAACAGAGGACAAGCAAGCACGCAAGCAAAAGCAAGAGGAUGGAUGCGACGCCAAGAGCGCACCCGCUCACACUGCGAGUGAUGCAGUUGGCCAAGCCAGGCUUCGCGCGACAUGAUCCCGUUGGCUACGACGAAGAAGGGUUGGCAUUGACGCGCAACGUGCUCCACGCAGAAAACCCUCGCCACUACGCGCCAGCCAACGUCACAGAGGCCUUACAGCUGCCUUCAUCUCAAGGCAAAGUGUACUUGGGGGAAUCGUUUUCUGCGUUCAUCAACAUCUGCAACGACGGCCAUGAUGUGGUGACAAACGUCUCGCUGAAGGUGGAGAUGCAGACGGCGAGCCAGCGCCACACAUCGCUCGCAGAUCCAGAGUCGUGUCGAGCGUCGAAGUUGGAGCGAACACAAACGCUGCAAACCACAAUCAGACACGAAAUCAGAAGUCUUGGCACGCAUGCGUUACUCUGUGCCGUGAGCUACACGCUCUUGAAUGGGGAGCGGAGGACAUUUCGCAAGUCGUUCAACUUUGAGGUCAACCAGCCCUUGGACGUCAUUCCACACUGCACCACUAUCCAGAACACAAUUGUGCUUGAAGUGCAGGUGAAGAACCAGAUGCCACAUCCAAUCCACUUUCAGUCCAUCAAAUUCACUCCGCAGUCUGCGUUCGCCGUUCAAGACUGCAAUGCCACGUUAUGUCAAGAUGGGAAGACGCGGUCUGUAUUUCACGGGUUUCAGUCUGUGGAGCCAAAGGAGAGUCGAAGCUAUCUGUACAAAUUGACGCCGGCAGAGGGGCAAUACUUUGAGUUCAGGCGACGGAAGGCGAUUGGAAAGCUGGAUGUGAUGUGGCGCAGCAGCAUGGGCGAGUUUGGCCAUCUCCAGACGAGCCAGCUCGAACGUCCCGUUCCGCCUGUGCACGACCUUGAACUGCACGCGACCAACGCGCCCUCCGCCGUCACCGUGGGCGCUCCAUUCGAGGUUGAGUGCGAUGUCAUCAACUUCCGCGACGUCAAGGUCGACGCGUCCCUCAACUUCGACCUCCAACAGGUUAAGAACAGCACACUACGAAAAAGUUAUGACAUCAUACUCGAGAAGUCCCGCAUCAGGAUGUAA